AUGACUACGCUUGAAUACUAUCAGCAACAAGUGGAGAAGGCAGAUAAGAAGCUUGAUGAUGCGAACGCGGCGUUGGAGAAGUUUCAGGAGUCGAAGUACGGAGAAGAGAAGCUGAAUGAGUUGAGGGAAAAGGAGGUAAACGAAACCAUUUCUGACAGAGAGAGACAAUGGUUGACCGAGUUGAAGAACAGAGAGCAGGAGUUGAGGAGGCGCGUAGAUCUGUCUGAGAUUGUGAAAAAAAGGAAGGCAGAUGAAGACCAGCUCUCAGACGUCGAACGUGAGCGUGAACCACGAAAGCAACGUUUGGCAGAAGCACUGGAGACAGUAUCCCACCAAAUUAACGAAGCACCUGGCCCAUCCUCGCUGGCACUUCGCAAAACGUUCCCCAUGCAGCAACAAACGCUCAAUUUUCUCUGCCAUCGUCCCCCGACACACUGUGGUCGUCAAAUUAUCUGGUAUCAUCAAGCUUUCCGGAACUUUGUAAGACACAGCACAGAUCAGAGCAUCCAGCCAUCCAAAAUUUCUUAUGAUGCAAGUGUCGAGCUUUGCGAUGCCAUGGCAAAGAUAUACAGAGGAGAGAAUGAGCGAUGCCAAGCACUUGAAACUGUGCUGUCACAGGAGUUUGGGCUGGAGUUUGCAGAAAUCACCUUAAGCAACAAUUCCAGACCUGAUGGAAUCAGUAUGCAUGAGAUUAGUCUCCCCAAUCCUAAGGACCGCUCUCGUACUUAUCGGGAACAUGUAGCGAUAAUCAUUCGUGAGAGCAAGAAUGAGAUUGAGGGUGCAACAAAUGAUCCAUAUCUCCAGGCAACGUGCUCGUACUCUAAAUUCUGGAGCCAGACAAAGUUCAAGGAUUUGCGGGAAAAAAGCAACUGUCCUUCAAUGCUGUUCUGCUCGGCUGGACCAUGGUUUUGCAUAUGCGGAGCAGUGUUCCUUGAUACAAUUAUCGUGGACCCUUUGACAGACAUGAUUCCGCUGAUGCCCACGAAUGAUAUGAUGCAUUACAUGAAAAUUGCACAGGUAAUAGAGGCACUCAAAACCGCUUAUAAUGACCUUGCCGGGUACUACAAUGCAUUAGUGCAAUCAGAACAAAUGCUCACGAAUGAUAUGGAUAUGCAGCGAUUCUAUCCUGAUGUUAGGAGGUUCAAGGACAUUAAUGGCAAGGAUGUUAGUUUUGACUACACUGGUGACCUCUGUGAUCAGUGUGUUACUACAGAACAUUUGCACCUAUGCCGGUGCACCAAGCCUUACCGGGGCGAAACAGAGGAUGGUCAAGAAAUUGUUGUGAAGUUCACAACGCAGUACAAUGAGGCUGCUCAUGAACUGUGUGCUAAAGAUAACCUGGCUCCAAAGCUGCUUGGUGUCAAAGAAGUCUCCAAGGGAUUGAAGGUGAUCAUUAUGGAAUAUGUUCAGAACAGCAGGACAUUACAUGAAUAUAAGCCCUCACAGCAAGAUCAGUACUUGCACGUGAUGGAGGAUGUGAAGAGGGCCAUCAGUUUAUUGCACAGAAAUGGUUAUGUCUUUGGUGACCUGCGCUCGUCCAAUAUUCUCGUUCUUCCAGACUCUGCAGAGUCAACAAAGGUGCGGGCUGUGCUCGUCGAUUUCGACUGGGUUGGAAAGGAUGGUGAGGACACAUAUCCCAUAUCCAUGAACGCCCAAAGCAUUGUGUGGCCUGAUGGCGUAAAAGGGGGCGAGCCCAUGCGGAAGAUGAGCUGCUCAAGCUUUUGGAGAAGCAAUAUAUUCCAUG
Paraglomus occultum is the source of this 1744-nucleotide messenger RNA. The record is from the annotation of a GenBank genome assembly. NCBI's taxonomy places the organism in Eukaryota, Fungi, Glomeromycota, Glomeromycetes, Paraglomerales, Paraglomeraceae.